AUGGUGCCAAUGGUGCCAACGGCUAGAGAAGCUAUUCGGGUCCACGUAGUGUAUCAGCAGUCCGACAAUUUGCAGAGAGCGCCUGUUGUACUAAUGGAUGCACACUGGACAUUAAACACUCCAACCCCCAGAUUUGAGCUCUUUAAGUAUAUGUCUUCAGUCCACCAGUGGAAAAUCCGAAAUUUGGAUCCCAAAGUCGACGAGACGCUUCUAUACGAGCUCUUUGUUCAAUUCGCGCCCGUCAAGAGCAUCCGGUUGCCGAAAGACAAGGUGCUGCGCAGACACCAAGGCUACGGGUUUGUUGAGUUCUUCAAUGUCAAGGACUGCGAAUACGUGCUCAAUAUAUGCUCAGGACUUAGUCUCUACGACAAGGUGCUGCGUGUGAAGAAGCUGCUUGGAGGCCAGACUGAUGCUCCCGAGAUAGACGAAGAUAUAGGGCCGGUGGUGUACGUCGGGAAUCUGGACAAGCUAGUCGACUCUGGAAGUAUCAGUGCUACUUUUGCGAACUUCGGAACGUUCCGCAAGCCGCCGCAGGUUGUUUCUGGAGAGAAAAGCAACCACGCCUUCUUAUACUACACAGACUUCGAGUCCAGCGACGAGGCGAUCAAAGAGAUGAACGGCAAGAUAAUCAUGAAUCGGCCAAUCAAAAUGGACUACGCCUACAAGAAGGACUCCAAGGAGAAGCACGGAGACCGUACCGAGCGUCUUUUAUACGAAAAGGCCAGGGAGAAUAAUUUUGAGCUGGAGCAGCUGAAAAAACGGUGA
This is a messenger RNA of Ogataea angusta, 765 nucleotides long. RefSeq lists its product as uncharacterized. The record is from RefSeq and is a predicted model, not a curated record. The coding region runs from base 1 to 765 and encodes 254 amino acids. Gene Ontology annotation, cellular component: U12-type spliceosomal complex; nucleolus. The transcript has 2 exons. Gene Ontology annotation, biological process: positive regulation of mRNA splicing, via spliceosome. Gene Ontology annotation, molecular function: RNA binding. Lineage: Eukaryota; Fungi; Ascomycota; Pichiomycetes; Pichiales; Pichiaceae.